UUGUGUCAGACCGGCCAGUGAGCCAAGGUUACACAGUCGUCUUCUCACACCAUCUCAGAAAGGUAGGCGGUCAGCGGUACACGACUGCGUCUCUUCUUCCACCCUCAGCAUUUCGUCCUCCAUCAAAAUAACAACGCUGCCGCACAGCUGGGUGCGUUUAAUGGUAAUAAAUGGAGACCAUAAACCAUAAACUGAACACUUACUUUGAGUCAUGGAUUGGCCCCAGAGAUAAGCGGGUGCAGGGAAUGCUGCUGCUUGACAACUACCCGCCAACCUUUGCACUCACAGUCAUGUACCUCCUGAUUGUGUGGUUGGGGCCCAAGUACAUGAAAGACAGGCAGCCAUAUUCCUGCAGAGGCCUCAUGCUGCUCUACAAUCUGGGCAUCACGCUCUUGUCCUUCUACAUGUGCUAUGAGCUUUUUACAACUGUAUGGCAUGGUGGCUACAACUUCUUUUGCCAGGACACCCAUAGCGCACAAGAGGUGGAUAAUAAGGUUAUAAAUGUCCUUUGGUGGUACUAUUUCUCCAAGCUACUUGAGUUCAUGGACACUUUUUUCUUCAUACUCCGGAAAAAUGAUUACCAGAUUACAUUUCUUCACAUCUACCACCAUGCUAGCAUGCUGAAUAUCUGGUGGUUUGUCAUGAACUGGAUACCCUGUGGUCAUUCAUAUUUUGGUGCCUCCCUGAACAGCUUUGUACAUGUUGUGAUGUACUCUUAUUAUGGCCUCUCAGCCAUUCCUGCCAUCCGGCCGUACCUUUGGUGGAAAAAGUACAUCACACAGUUACAGAUGAUCCAGUUCUUUUUAACAAUGUGCCAGACAGCGUGUGCCGCCAUAUGGCCAUGUGGCUUCCCCAUGGGAUGGCUGUACUUCCAAAUAAGUUAUAUGUUCACGUUCAUGGUACUUUUCUCUAACUUCUACAUUCAGACUUAUAAGAAGCAAAGUGCUUCUCGAAGGAAGGAGAUUCAGAAUGGCUCUACUUCAUCAAAAAAUGGGCAUGCUAAUGGAACACCAUCGAUGGAUCGCACUGCACCCAAGAAGCUGAGGGUGGAUUAACAUUUGAGAAAGUGUCCCUAUGUUUUCACUGUAGUGUGUUAUCCAAUGCUGCUAGGAGGUAUACAUGUCUUCUUAUCUAGGAUAGUCUAGCAUUCACUUCAGAUGAAAUAAGCCAUAGCUACAUAUAGUAUAUUCAGAUUUUUUCUCAUGUUUUUUCCACACAUAAUAAUAGUAAAUUAAUUUAAUUACACAAGAAAAGUAGUGUAGUAUUUUUGAUGCUGUAUAGUAUGCCUUCCCCACCUUUGAGUAAUUUAAUUUCAGAACAAAAAUCUCUUGCUACCAGCGAACAAACACAUUUAGACUCAUUCAGUGAUGCUAUUUACAACUAAGGUCCAAAGAUGAAUGAUCAAAUGUGUUGGCAGAUAAAGGUUUUAUUGCACAAUAUGGCUUCAAGUUACUGGACAAUUUAAAAACACCUUACCGUGGUUAUGGUGGUAAUGGGUAUGGUGUAAACGUGUCUUGCUUUAUUGCCGUCCUUCCUGUGUGGUUGCACAACCCAAAAUACUGUCAUUAUGUCUGCAGACAGGAUGCAACAGCAAAAAAUUGCAUUUGCAAUAAUAAAGCAGGGUCUUCAGUUUGAAAUGUUUAGCCUUGUAAGGAAAGCCAAAGUGUAGUACUCUGCAUAUUCCUGUGCAAGGAUUUAUAUUCAAGCUACUGGGUGAGAGGAAAGCUACUGUGAUUUUGUAAGCAGAAUAAAAUAUCAGUUCUAUUUAACGCCAGUAUUACAAAAUCAGUUUCACGCUGCAUAGUAUCUAUAAGAGCUAACAUCUUAAAUAUAUUAAGCUGAAUAAAGUGAUGCACAUCUUUAGGACUUUAGUGAUAAAUAUUAAGUAAUCAAAAUUAGAAAGUGAAUUUGAUCAAUGAUAAAUACAUACCAUUCAGAAAAAAUGUACUAUGUGGGCUGUUAUUUUUUUUUAAAUAUGUACAGCUGUGCUUGAAAGUAUAGUUUCAUUUUAUCUGCAUAAAUUUGACUCAGAAUCUAAGUAAACAAAGAGAACUUAAACAAAACAAAUAAGACAGAAUAAUUAUAGUAUUGAGAUCUAACUGUUACUUUAACAAGGAACUGAAACACUAUGUACAACAGCAGGACCUUCUCCUAAGUGGAAUGCAGCCAUCACUAACAGCUCUGUGCAUUUCUUGCUAUGACAUGUCAAAAUGUCUACUGUGAAAAAGCUCUAUAAAUGUAACUUAAUAUUUCCUGUAACCAUUUAUCAUUCCUGCGUAUCAGUUUACAGGAAAUUGAAUCCAGAACAUCGUGGACUGUGUGGUGGGUUACCUCAGAUGGACUGCUCACUUUAGAUGCCGCUACAAUUAAUUUAGGUUAAGGUCAGGACUUUUUCAAUCAAAAUAUUGGCUUUUUGCUCCCGCAACAAUCCUAUGGAAGAAUUAUUUGUGUCUGAGGUAGUUUUCUUGCUGUUUUACUUACUUUAUGUCACGAUACAGUUCAUAGAUGAUUGUGCGCCAAGCUCUUCAAGUGAUCUUUGGUCAGCCACUCCUGGGUAACAGCAGACUUGAAAUCUACUGAAUAUAUAUUGCUGGAGUCCAAACUCUUAAGUUUUUUUUUCCAAUCUGAUGGACAUCAGCAAAAUUUUCUGACAUAAUCAUUGUCUGUGCCUAAUAAACUUU
This is a messenger RNA of Melanotaenia boesemani (Boeseman's rainbowfish), 2681 nucleotides long. RefSeq names its product elongation of very long chain fatty acids protein 5-like. The transcript has 8 exons. Gene Ontology annotation, molecular function: fatty acid elongase activity. The record is from RefSeq and is a predicted model, not a curated record. The coding region runs from base 171 to 1055 and encodes 294 amino acids. Gene Ontology annotation, biological process: sphingolipid biosynthetic process; very long-chain fatty acid biosynthetic process; fatty acid elongation, saturated fatty acid. NCBI's taxonomy places the organism in Eukaryota, Metazoa, Chordata, Actinopteri, Atheriniformes, Melanotaeniidae. Gene Ontology annotation, cellular component: endoplasmic reticulum membrane; endoplasmic reticulum.